Molecule: messenger RNA, 3990 nt
Organism: Carlito syrichta (Philippine tarsier)
Lineage: Eukaryota; Metazoa; Chordata; Mammalia; Primates; Tarsiidae
Gene: ARFGEF1
Product: ADP ribosylation factor guanine nucleotide exchange factor 1
Exons: 20
Coding region: 198-2696 (832 amino acids)
Source: RefSeq, a predicted model, not a curated record
CUUGGACACCUUUUCUGGCUGCGUUCAGUGUGGGUCUACAAGAUUGUGAUGAUACCGAAGUAGCCUCUCUUUGCCUGGAAGGUAUAAGAUGUGCAAUCAGAAUUGCAUGCAUUUUCAGCAUUCAGCUGGAAAGAGAUGCAUAUGUCCAGGCUCUAGCAAGAUUUACCUUACUCACAGUGAGUUCUGGUAUUACUGAAAUGAAACAGAAGAACAUUGACACAAUAAAAACACUCAUCACAGUGGCUCACACAGAUGGAAAUUAUUUAGGAAAUUCAUGGCAUGAGAUUCUGAAGUGCAUCAGUCAGCUGGAGUUGGCACAACUUAUAGGAACUGGAGUGAAACCUCGAUACAUUUCUGGAACAGUGCGAGGCAGAGAAGGAUCUAUUACUGGAACAAAAGAUCAGGCUCCUGAUGAAUUUGUGGGCUUGGGGCUAGUUGGAGGAAAUGUGGACUGGAAGCAAAUAGCGAGUAUUCAAGAAUCCAUUGGAGAAACCAGUUCUCAAAGUGUCGUCGUUGCUGUAGAUAGAAUAUUCACUGGCUCUACAAGACUAGAUGGGAAUGCUAUUGUGGAUUUUGUCCGUUGGCUCUGUGCUGUGUCUAUGGAUGAAUUACUUUCUACUACACAUCCAAGAAUGUUUAGUCUACAAAAAAUAGUGGAAAUAUCAUAUUACAACAUGGGAAGAAUAAGAUUGCAGUGGUCUCGAAUUUGGGAAGUUAUUGGAGAUCAUUUUAAUAAGGUUGGCUGUAAUCCUAAUGAAGAUGUAGCUAUUUUUGCAGUAGACUCCUUAAGGCAGUUGUCAAUGAAGUUCUUAGAGAAAGGGGAGCUUGCUAAUUUCAGAUUCCAGAAGGACUUCUUAAGACCUUUUGAACAUAUAAUGAAACGGAACAGGUCUCCAACAAUUCGAGAUAUGGUUGUACGCUGUAUAGCACAGAUGGUUAAUUCUCAAGCUGCUAACAUUCGAUCUGGAUGGAAGAACAUUUUCUCUGUAUUUCAUCUAGCCGCAUCUGAUCAAGAUGAAAGCAUAGUGGAACUUGCAUUUCAAACAACCGGGCACAUUGUCACUCUUGUAUUCGAAAAACACUUUCCAGCGACCAUUGAUUCUUUCCAGGAUGCAGUGAAGUGUUUGUCUGAAUUUGCGUGCAAUGCAGCUUUCCCAGACACAAGUAUGGAAGCAAUUCGACUUAUUCGCCAUUGUGCAAAAUAUGUGUCUGAUAGACCUCAGGCGUUCAAGGAAUACACUAGUGAUGAUAUGAAUGUCGCACCUGAAGACAGGGUGUGGGUGAGAGGAUGGUUCCCAAUUCUCUUUGAGUUAUCCUGUAUCAUCAAUAGAUGCAAAUUAGAUGUAAGAACCAGGGGUUUAACAGUAAUGUUUGAAAUAAUGAAGACAUAUGGCCACACUUACGAAAAACACUGGUGGCAGGAUUUAUUUAGAAUUGUUUUCAGAAUCUUUGACAAUAUGAAAUUGCCAGAACAGCAGACAGAGAAAGCUGAAUGGAUGACAACUACUUGCAAUCAUGCACUUUAUGCAAUCUGUGAUGUAUUCACCCAGUAUUUAGAAGUACUCAGUGAUGUACUUUUGGAUGAUAUUUUUGCCCAGCUCUACUGGUGUGUGCAGCAAGACAAUGAGCAGUUAGCACGAUCUGGUACAAACUGCUUAGAGAACGUUGUUAUUCUGAAUGGUGAAAAAUUUACCCUAGAAAUCUGGGAUAAAACUUGUAACUGCACACUGGAUAUCUUCAAAACCACAAUCCCACAUGCGCUCUUGACCUGGUGUCCUACUUGUGGAGACACUGCCCCCCUACCUCCAUCUCCUGUGAGUGAAAAACCCUUGGAUACAAUAUCACAGAAAUCUGUCGAUAUUCAUGAUUCUAUUCAACUGAGAUCUGCAGAUAACAGACAGCAAGCAUCAUUGGUUCCUGUAUCUACUGUGGGUGAAGAAGUCAGCAAGAUUAAAUCUACAGCAAAAUUUCCAGAACAAAAAUUGUUUGCUGCCCUGUUGAUUAAAUGUGUUGUGCAGCUGGAACUCAUCCAGACUAUCGACAACAUCGUGUUCUUCCCAGCCACAAGUAAGAAGGAAGAUGCGGAAAACUUAGCUGCAGCCCAGAGAGAUGCGGUGGACUUUGAUGUUCGAGUUGAUACCCAAGACCAAGGGAUGUACCGCUUUUUAACAUCACAACAACUUUUUAAGCUGUUGGACUGCUUACUAGAGUCACAUAGAUUUGCAAAAGCAUUUAAUUCCAACAAUGAACAGAGAACUGCUCUGUGGAAAGCAGGCUUCAAAGGCAAGUCCAAACCCAACCUUCUGAAGCAGGAGACCAGCAGCCUGGCCUGUGGGCUGCGCAUUCUCUUCCGGAUGUACAUGGAUGAGAGCCGGGUUAGCGCCUGGGAGGAGGUCCAGCAGAGGCUUUUGAAUGUCUGCAGUGAAGCACUAAGUUACUUCCUCACUCUAACAUCAGAAAGCCAUCGGGAAGCCUGGACUAACCUGCUGCUGUUGUUUCUAACUAAAGUUCUAAAGAUAAGUGAUAACAGGUUUAAAGCUCAUGCAUCAUUCUACUACCCUCUCUUAUGUGAAAUUAUGCAGUUUGACUUGAUUCCUGAACUUCGUGCUGUUCUUAGAAGAUUUUUUCUGCGAAUUGGAGUAGUUUUUCAGAUAUCACAACCACCUGAACAGGAACUUGGAAUAAACAAGCAAUGAUGAGAACUUAAUAUUUUUCUGUUGGCGUUUACAUCCCUCUGCUCUUUAAAAGGACCCCGGAGCUGAGGUUUCCUACCUGAAAAGUGAUUUCUCUGAAUUGCAGUGUCUGAGAGUUACUGAUAAAGAUGUUUAGAACCAUCACUCCAACUUGCAACUCUCUAGUCCCCUUAGUAUUCUGGUGGAUUCCAUGUGUCAUGCUGGGCUCAUGUUGAGCAGAAUCCUGUUUAAAUGGUGUCAGCUAAGGCUCAUGGGCCCUCCCUGUCCUCCAUGGCAGGAAGAGCCCCACAUAUUUUUGGCAGGUGUGGAAGUAAAACUUACCCAAAGAGCUAUAGAUGUAAAGAUUGGACUUCUACAAGAAGUACAACUCAGGAGAGCUGUAUUUUGAAGGAUAAAAUGUUUAUACCUGGGGAGUGGGGGGAGAAGAAAUUAUUGUUCAUGGUAAAAAGAUAUUUAGCAACUAUGGUAUUCUUACUCUGAAGAUUUUUGCACACUCAGGCUAUCUGAGAUACUGGUAAUCAUCCUUCUGUGAAAAAUGUACAGAGAUGCAGGUCUGUAAUAUAAAAAUCUUAAACAUUAUAUAGUUCUUCCUGCACUGUUUUAUUUCUUUAUUUUCUUAUUCAUUUGCUAAAUACCCAUAAUAUUUUGUCAAAUGCACUAAAGAUUUGGGUUGAACUUUUUUUUAUUUUGUGGGGAUUUUUAGUUUUGCCCUUUUGGGGGGGUGGUAAUUUUGAGGCUUCAGUAUACCCAGAAGUUGUUGUGGUUGUCAAGAACAACAACAGGGAACAAAAAAAGGUAGAAAAUAUCCCUGCUGACAAUAACUACCUGUAAAAUAUUUCUCUUAGGGCUUCUAAAGAUGAGCCGUUAAAAUAGAAUAUGAUUCUUCAUGAACCGAAACUUGAAUCACUGCAAAAUGAACCUAGUUGCUGUCACUUUUUCUUUUGGGUGGUGGGGCUUGAUGUAGAUUUUACUCUAUGUACAGAAUCUAAUGUUGAAUAUAUUAAAAUAACAAAUCUGGCAUGGUUUGCGGAGGUUAGACUUACUGGAAAUGUAUUCAUACUGUGAAUUGUGCUCUGAUGGUUGAAAGACAAGAUUGUCAAGCAUUCCGUAUUAACAGUGGAUGUAGAAAAUUUUUUCAGAUGGAUAAAAUGUAUAUGGUACAGAUGUAAAGUUUUCUAUGUAAAAAAUUCUGUACAACUUUCUGUACAAUAUUGAUUCUCAUCUGGCAUAUUCUAAUCAGGUUAUAGGUCAAUAAAGUUUUUGAAUUAUUUCAUCAGUGCAGUCAAAACCUGCAUAA